Epithele typhae is the source of this 870-nucleotide messenger RNA. RefSeq lists its product as uncharacterized. The transcript is spliced from 6 exons. The record is from RefSeq and is a predicted model, not a curated record. Lineage: Eukaryota; Fungi; Basidiomycota; Agaricomycetes; Polyporales; Epitheliaceae. The coding region runs from base 1 to 870 and encodes 289 amino acids.
AUGACCAAGCUCCACUUCGCAAUCAAGUUUUGCAUGACGCUAUUCCUUCUCGCAUGCCAAAUUGGACUCAUCGUAAUCCUCCUUCUGUCUCUUCUUGUUCGCAAGGGAACAGGCGAGUAUCCGUCCUCCCAUGCACUCCCUCAAUCUACGGAGGUUGUCUCGGUCAGCUUGCAGGGUGCCCUCGUUAUUCCCACCGUAAUCAGAUUAUAUGCCUACUUGAAUCAGCGCCGCAAACACGGAUACGACACUGCGGAACAAAACCCCCUUGAUCGCCCCGUCUUUAUCGUCGCUUCAAGCCUGAUGAGCCUGGCGAGCGCGAUAUGGAUGACAGUCAACGUUUACUCGCUUCUCUUCGACUUGUCCAAUCUCUCGAACGCGAAAGCCGCCACGAUCGGAGUCAUCGCGACCGUCUGGGUGGAGUGGUCAGUGACGUUCCACCUCGUCUGGAUCGCGCUCCUCGAGCGCAACGAGCGCUUCACGCACACGCUCAUCGGGGGCGACCUCGAGAAGUGGCCGCCGAUCUCGGGCCCGAAGCCGCUCCGCGCGAACUCCAAGGCCGGCCUCCUCUCCAUCUCCUCCAAGCAGCCCCGCCGCGGCUUCGGCGGGCGCGUCUCCGCCCACGUCGUCGCCGUCCAGCACGGGUCGCCCCCCGAGAUGUGGGCGCACGGCGCGGGGGCCGGCGCGCGAGGCGGCUUCUCGCGCGAGAAGUCGGGCUCGGGGAGCAGUCGCGCAACGCAAACGUCGCAGCAGUCGUCCAAGAUCUCGGGGCUCGAGGCGACGUACAUGCCCUCGCGCCUGCGGUCGACGGUGGACGCGCCCCCAGUCGUGACUGAGGGGAAGCAGUACUAUUUCAGGACGGGGGGCGCGUGA